AUGCAACAGAUGCAGCAGCAGAUGCAACAGAUGCAUCAAACAAUUGCAACACUGCAACUGGCUGCACAGCAGGAACCACCUGUUCCAAUCGGUGAGAGGAACUUACAGCGUAACAUCCCUGAUACGCGCUCUGCUAUCGCUCCACCGCCAUGUCAAUGGGCGGAUUUUGAGAUCAAACCCGGCAUGAUCAAUCUAGUGCAGAGAAAGAUGUUCCAUAGACUGUCAGCUGAGAUACCAGUGGAACACAUCGAAGCUUUCAAAGAAAUUUGCAGCUUCACUUGUGCAAACGGCGUCCCACCCAAUUUCAUCAAAUGCAUGCUCUUUCCAUUCUCUCUAGCGGACAAGGCUUCACGAUUGCUUAAGUCGUUACCUACAGGCUCCCUAACUACUUGGGAGCAGAUUAGAGCAGCUUUCUUGGGUCACUUCUACACGAAAGCAAAAACGGCUGCCUUAAGGAACAAGAUCUCUUCGUUCAAGCAGCUUGCUUACGGACCAUUUAGUGAAGCGUGGGAGCGGUUUAAUGAUACCCUCAGAAAGUGUCCUCAUCACGGAUUUGACGAUAACCAUGUCCUUGGAAUCUUCUACAACGGUGUGGAUUGGGAGUUCCACAAUGCUCUGAAUGCAGCGAGCAAUAGAGACUUCAUGACCCAAACCACUGAAGGAGUUCACGCGCUAAUAGAGAACAUGACAACCAGUUCAUCCAAAAAAAAUGAGGAGACUAACCGCUCUAAGAAGGUGCACAGCAUGGACACUAAAAAGAUUGAUGACCUCACCGCCAAGGUUGAUAAGCUGCUCAAGAACAAUCAGAGCCAGAUCUAUGUAAUGGAAGAAGCCACCAUGGAACCAGGUGCUACUGAUGCUACAACAGAGACCGAGACAUCGGAAGAGAAUCAGCAAGAGGUCAGUUACGUCAACAGUCAUGGUUGGCAGUUCAAGAAUUACUAUCCAAACCCUAAUGUGAGAAAUAACCCGCAUCUGUUCCCAUACAAGACCAAUCCAGACAACCCCAACGACAUACCUCAGGGAAAUCAGUUCCAAAACCCUGGAUAUCAGAAGCCAUACCUUCAGAGUCAGAAUCAGAAUGGAAAGAUGUUCAUCCUAAGCCAAGCUCAGAACCAGUUUCAGAACAUGCAGAACAAUCCGCAAGCUGCUCCAGCAACUACGAGUGGUCCGCCAGAUGAACUGAAGGGAAUGAUGCAACAACUUUUGCAAGGUCAGCAGAUUCAAGGAAAAGCACUGAAACAAGUUUCCAACGAGAUCAACACUCGGAUGGAUAACAUGUUCACGGAAUUAAAUUCCAAAUAUGAUGCUGUAGCAAGCCACAUAAGGAAGCUGGAUGGAACACUCCCUGGAAAAACAUACAAGAAUCCCAAGGACUGUAACGCAGUUGAGUUGAGAAGUGGAAGACAUCUCCCAGAUCCUGUCUCAAAAAAGCUUACUGCUCAAGUGAAGGGAAAACAGGAAGAGGGAGAACAACCUCCACUUGAGGAUGUCCUCGACGACGAACAAGACGCAAAACAGCCAACUGUCAUAGAACCUGUAGCUCUUACGACGCAAGAGCAGCCUGUUCCUACUCGCGUCUACACUCCAAAAGUUCCCUACCCAGUCCCUGCUAAAAAAUCACGCAAGGAUUGCGAAGAGAUGAAGUGCAAGAAGAUGCUAGAGGAGUUGAAUGUCAAACUAUCUCUCAUGGACGCAAUUCAGAUGAUUCCUUCAAUGCGCAGUCUUGUGAAGGGGAUAAUCUCUGGGAAGACCUCUGCAGACAUCGAUAUCAUGAUGGUCUCAAAGGAAUGCAGCGCAGUCUUUCAAAACAGAACAGUCAGGAAACUGGAAGAUCUUGGAAAAUUUGUCUUCUCGGUUCAGAUUGGAAAAACAGUUUUCGCCUGUUCCUUAUGUGAUUUAGGUUCCAGUGUGAAUCUCAUGCCCUACUAA
Molecule: messenger RNA, 1932 nt
Organism: Brassica oleracea var. oleracea
Lineage: Eukaryota; Viridiplantae; Streptophyta; Magnoliopsida; Brassicales; Brassicaceae
Exons: 2
Coding region: 1-1932 (643 amino acids)
Source: RefSeq, a predicted model, not a curated record